Molecule: messenger RNA, 3183 nt
Organism: Anisakis simplex (herring worm)
Lineage: Eukaryota; Metazoa; Nematoda; Chromadorea; Rhabditida; Anisakidae
Source: the annotation of a GenBank genome assembly
AUGCCCCCAGGCGACUCACUUAAUGAGUACGGAUCGGCACAUUCGAGUGACCUGAGCAGUAACUCGGAUUUGGACACGAAAAUGGAGGAACAGGACUGGGAAACCAAAAUUAUGGAGGAGGCUCGUUUCUUCAAAGAAAUGUGCGAUGAGCUAAAGGCAGCAGGCUGUCCGCUGUUCGGUGGUCGCUAUUGUGAACGACUUUCGCCAGAAAAUCGGGAAAAGGCAGCAGUUCUAGAGGAUCGUUUGGAUGCUCUGCUGGGUUUCGACACCGCCUCGGUGAGCUCGUUCCGGACACGUACUCGAGAUGAACUCCGUCUUUUCAUCGCACAAGGCGACACCUUGACAUCAUUCAAAGAGAAGAGUCAUUUCUCUCGUAUAUUUCCUGAAAAGCAUGAAAGUUUUGUGGUCAGAAUGAAGCAGUAUGAUUUUUCAUUGAAAUGCAAUGCAGUAUGGUCAUCGGAUGCGAUUGCUUAUCGGUGCAAUACGUGUGCUUACAACCCUUGUAUGUCGCUGUGCGCUGACUGUUUCCAGAAUAGCAACCACCAAGGACAUGAUUUCAACAGGUUCUUCUCACAAGCUGGCGGAGCAUGCGAUUGCGGCAACUCGGAUGUCUUAAGAGAAUCUGGAUUUUGUGCCCGGCACGGACCGAAUGCCGUUCGCCCACCAGCGCCAUCGGACAAGAUUGUUUCGUUGGCCGAAUUUGUGAUACCGAAGUUGUUCGUCAGAUUGUUUUUGUACUUCCGUGGAUGGAAUCGACGGUAUGAAGAGCUGGUCGAGCAGAAGAAGCAACGAUCGUCGGAUGUGAAUAAAGAGACGUUCAGUUGUCAUUUGAUUGCACAAGCGCACAUUCUCAUCGAAUUCUUACAGGAAAUAGUGGAUUGCGGUGGGCCGAUCCGAGAUGCAGUGGCGGACAUUUUGCUCAACAAACAACUCUAUGCGGAACUGAAUAAGCGAAUGGCAAAAGAUGAUCUCGAAGAGAAGUCAAAGCGUGUUGAUGUGUCGUUGGAUUGGCGUACGAGAAGCCUUUUGGAAGAGGAUUUGAAAUCGCUGAAGACAGUCGAAGGAGCACCCGAACGGAACUAUUCGUUUGAGUGUUUGCUGGAUGAAUUGGUGUUUUGGAUGAUACGUUUGAUAUUUCCACAAUCGAUCAUAAAUCUUUGUUUGAGUAUGUUAUCACACGCGCAAUAUCGGGAUUGGUUCGCUCGUCAGUUUUUCUCACUGUACGGUUGUAUUGCUGAAAUAAUGGUUGAUCUAGCAAAAUCUGAGGGUAACGCCACAAUUUAUGCAGUUUCGAGUCGUGUGAUACAUAUUUCUGUUCAGAUUCUCUCAAGUGAAGCAAUGUGCAACAAAUUGGAUGAUGAGAUAUCGUUGAAGUAUUUGCUGAUAUCAAGUACUCGUGGUCUGCUGAGUGCUGGUCUGCAGAGAUCGUACCUGACUCAAGCACGAGAAUAUUUCUACGAAAGCACGGCGCCAAGUGCAGACAGUACAGCAUCCACUUUCGAGCCGUUCACGUGGAUCGUCUUCUCAGUGGAUUUGAAUCAACCUCUGCGAAAACAUUCGUAUUGGACGUUGGUGAGCGAUAUGCAGAAUCUGUUGGGACAUCCGAGCAUCGCAAGGAAGUUCUUCAGAGAUUCGGCUUCGUUCAGUUGUUACGCGAAGAUGAUAGCGCUGAUGCAAGGAAUGAAUGUGAACUUUCGAGUGGUUUGUGGCGAUCACGUUGAGUAUGACACUGCGCAGCCGUACCAGCUAUCAUUUCAUCUGGAAUGGGAAGUGGCUGCGGUGAAUAUGUUCAAUACACUGAAUGCGCUCACUGAUGAAAUCGACUGCAUGAAUUUGUAUUUGUUGAAGUGGAAAUCUUUAAUGCAGAGCUGGUUAGAAGCGUUGCAAAUGACGAAUAUGGAUGUGUGCGCGCAGCCGUAUUGUGUAUCAUAUCACAUUCCACUGCAUCGUCAUAUUGCUGCGGGUGUGAUGCAUUCCGUUGAGCAUUUGCUACUUCGGGAGCCUGUUCAAGGACUACUGGCUGAGGAUGAGCAAUUUUUAAGAAGAAUUGCACUGCAUCCACUUAGAAUCCAGGUGUGUCGUGCAGAGACAUCAGCUGGUAUGUGGGCAAGGAACGGAAACGCGGCACGUAAUCAGUCAUUUUAUUACGCACAAACGAAUUAUAAUACGGCACUGUUGGACUGUGAUAUUGCAUUGCUCAGAUUUAUCGCGUCAAACGUUCAUCCGGAGUGGUUUCUGAACGCUUUAUCGGCAUCAUUCUAUCUGGAUGAAUGCUUCUCGUAUAGUCCGAAUGUGAAAUAUACGAACGCAUCGAUAGCAGAUGUGAAACCGAUUGUGAUAACACGAAAAGAAUGGGUUGAUUCGUUGAUCGAUGGAGCACUCAGAUUACUUCUGGAAUUGAUCGUAAUUGCGUGGAAUACGAAUGGUGUCGAGGAGAAAGAUGUGGAACGAGAAAUCGUGGCGGCGUUGGCGAUUGGCGAUUUGACGCAUUCUAAACUGAAAUCGGCAAUUCCCGAGAAAGGAAGUCGUGCGAUGAUGAGUGAUAAGGCGUUCGACUCUCUUCUUCAGAAGGGUGUUUUCCGACUUUCCGAGCAGUCCUGGUACGAGCGCUUUGAUCCUGUGUUCUGUCGUAUGCGUGCCACAACAGCGCGAGAAUUCAACGACGCGUUGUUGCGUUCAGAAAACAUAGAGCGAACUCGUUUGAAUCGAUCUUCACCGGGAAGUGGUCAGAAGAUGUACGGUUGCGGAAUGGGAGGACAUUUCUGGAUACCGUAUCGGUUGAUCAGUUUCGAUGGGUAUGCAGAUACGAUACUUCAUCUGCGCAAUGUCUUCAAGUUGCUCGUCUCGCCAACAUUUUUCGAGAUACUCUUCGAGGUGUUAGCAAUGCACAUUGACGAAGGCCAAAUAAGUGAUUCAAUCGUGCAGCAAGUUGUCUAUUUGUUGACUCUGAGCGUAUCCUACAUCACAUCACCACAAUUCAAAAGCGCAUCCGAUGAUGAGCAGUGUUUCUGGACCAGGAAUGAGACGUUGACAACGAGAAUGGCCAUAACGCGAUCGGCAUAUCAUCGAGUCGAUCACAACAUUUCUGCAGCAUCAUUGGAUAAGCAACGCACACAUGCACUUUCGUUGUUCACGUUGAAUGUGAACGAAGGAGACGCAAAUAAGUUGGUCACUUGUUUUUGA